UCCUACGCCCCUCACAUGGCGGGUGCCAAUGAGUUUGGCACACGGGUACCGGAAGUGUCAAUGGACUAUGGAGCCACGGAGACGCCUCCCUUGGUCCUCGCGCAUGCGUGGGUGGCGACGGCCGGGAAAGCGCAGGAGUCCGGUGUGUUGCUGCUGCCCGGCAGACGUGCUUUUGGAGAGGCUUGGCUGGAUACCUGCGAAGCACGUCCAGGAAUGACUUCUUUGGGGACCAGCAGUCAGACAGCAACUGAAUAUGUGGUCCGUGUUCCCAAAAACACCUCCAAAAAAUACAACAUCAUGGCAUUCAAUGCUGCUGACAAGGUGAACUUUGCAACUUGGCACCAGGCAAAGAUGGAGCGAGAUCUCAGCAACAAGAAGAUCUACCAGGAAGAAGAGAUGCCGGAGUCAGGAGCUGGCAGCGAGUUCAACCGCAAGCUGCGUGAGGAGGCGCGGCGCAAGAAAUAUGGCAUCAUCUUGAAGGAGUUCAAGCUUGAAGACCAGCCCUGGAUCCUGAAAGUCAAUGGCAAGACUGGGCGCAAGUUCAAAGGUGUGAAGAAGGGUGGGGUGACCGAAAACACCACCUACUACAUCUUCACCCAGUGUCCAGACGGCGCCUUUGAAGCCUUCCCAGUCAACAACUGGUACAACUUCACACCCAUUGCCAAGCACCGCACAUUGACUGCAGAGGAAGCUGAGGAGGAGUGGGAAAGGCGGAACAAGGUUCUGAACCACUUUACCAUCAUGCAGCAGCGGCGGCUGAAAGACCAAGGCGAUGAAGAAGAGGAGGAGAAGGAGAAGAAAGGCAAAAAGAAAGGGAGCGAUCUAAAAAUCCAUGACCUGGAAGAUGAUCUGGAGAUGAGCUCGGAUGACAGCGAGUUCAGUGAUGCGGAUGAUGAGAAACCCAGCAAGCCCAAGAAGAAAGCCCCUCUGACAAAGAAGAAAAAGAAGAAGAAGGGAUCCGACGAUGAAGCCUUUGAAGACAGCGAUGAUGGGGACUUUGAAGGGCAAGAGGUUGACUACAUGUCUGAUGGAUCCAGCAGCUCUGCGGAAGAAGCCGUGGGCAAGCCCAAGGUCACCAAAGAGGAAGACACCCCAAAAGGCAUAGACGAAGCAAGCGAGAGCAGUGAAGAGAGUGAGGAGGAUAAGCCAGCAGAGGAGAAGGAAGAAGAAGAAGAAGAGAAGAAGGCCCCAACUCCCCAGGAUAAAAAGAAAAAGAAAGACACCAGCGAUGAGUCUGAGACAUCUGAGGACAGCGACAUUGACAGUGAAGCAUCUUCAGCACUCUUCAUGACGAAAAAGAAGACUCCUCCCAAGAAGGAACGCAAGGGCUCGGCUAGCAGCUCACAAGGAAACAGCCGACCAGGGACGCCCUUGGUGGAUGCCGGAACCUCAUCCACCUUGCGGGCCGCAGCCAACAAACUGGAACUAGGAAAGCGGCAGGCAGGGUCCAGUGAGCUACCCGCAGCAAAGAGGCUGAAGUUGGACGCUGGGCCCCAGGCCUCCACCACCUCUGGGAAAUCUACCCCCCAGCCACAGUCGGGCAAGUCAACACCCAGCAGUGGCGAUGUGCAGCUGACGGAGGAUGCCGUGCGCCGCUACUUGACCCGAAAGCCCAUGACCACCAAGGAUCUGCUGAAGAAAUUCCAGACCAAGAAGACGGGGCUGAGCAGUGAGCAGACGGUCAAUGUGCUGGCCCAGAUCCUGAAGCGCCUCAACCCCGAGCGCAAGAACAUCAAUGACAAGAUGCACUUCUUCCUUAAGGAGUGAGGAGGGCAGAGGCUGGGCCAGACACAAACUGCCACCCACCCUCCUGCUGGGCAGCUCUGAGCCCCCUUACCUUUGGGGGUGGCUACAUCCUAGAACCAUGUGAACUGGCAUUCAUACCCUUUGGGGAAAGCGAAAGAGCCAGUCUCCUACCUAUGUGCUGGUGGCCCCCUUGGGAUUCAGGGGGUGGCGAAAGGGGGCAGAAGACUGGGGCAUUGAAGCCAUGAUCUCUCUGAAUAGGAAUACUUUUCUCUAUCAUGUGGAGGAGUUGACAAAUGAAAUGCUGCCAUUUUUAGAAUAAACGGGAAUCUUUUUACACGCAA
Messenger RNA from Zootoca vivipara (common lizard), 2087 nucleotides. RefSeq names its product general transcription factor IIF subunit 1 (gene GTF2F1). The record is from RefSeq and is a predicted model, not a curated record. Gene Ontology annotation, biological process: transcription initiation at RNA polymerase II promoter; positive regulation of transcription elongation by RNA polymerase II. Lineage: Eukaryota; Metazoa; Chordata; Lepidosauria; Squamata; Lacertidae. Gene Ontology annotation, molecular function: DNA binding; RNA polymerase II general transcription initiation factor activity; TFIIF-class transcription factor complex binding. Gene Ontology annotation, cellular component: nucleus; transcription factor TFIIF complex.